Messenger RNA from Botrytis deweyae, 3665 nucleotides. RefSeq lists its product as uncharacterized. The transcript has 6 exons. Gene Ontology annotation, molecular function: ATP hydrolysis activity; ATP binding. Lineage: Eukaryota; Fungi; Ascomycota; Leotiomycetes; Helotiales; Sclerotiniaceae. The record is from RefSeq and is a predicted model, not a curated record. Bases 134 to 3547 code for a protein of 1137 amino acids.
GCGAGUACAUAGAUUCUCUUGAUCUUUAAGUUUUCGGUCGUUCUCAUCACUCCAGGAACAUUGAUAUGAAUUGAACUCGGAUUUAUCCUUUCUCUUACAUUCUACUGUGCACAUUGAUCAUUUUUCAUGCAUUAUGGAACCAUCCAACUUUAUUCCCGAUGAAACGCCACCAGCUGUUCUUGAUACAGAUUCAGGCAAUGCCAGCUCUGAAGGCCAUGAUGAGAUGAUCUCUGUACAAAAAAAUCAAGAUAUCGGUGACAAAACUCCUGCCUAUGUGCAGAACGGGAUGUCAGACUUCGUACCCCGUGAACAACAUCAGCAGGUUCUUGAAAAGCUUCAGGCGUUUGAGCAGAAACUUGCGUUCAUGGAUGGCUUUAUGCAGCGCAUAAGUCAAGAGAAACAAUCCAGUCUGAGCUAUGACAUCAAAGAUAUUGAUGAAAGUUCAGACUCAGAACAGGAAUAUCGAAAUCUCCUUCUAGAAGACAUCCAUAGAAUUACGAGGAGGAAAAUAAUGCGCCGGAAACGUGAAAGGGAGCGAAAGGCCGCGGAAAUCCCAGUCAGAAGUGAUGAGGAAACAGUUCAGCUCAAAAAUGGCUCAACUUCAGACGUUGAAACGGAAGAGAAACUGUUAAUUUCUCAACUCGUUAUGAAGGGUGAAGCAUUAACCCCGAAGUAUAUGGACUGGAAAUCUUUUAGUGCUUUACGUAAAGGCCAAGAUUCCAUAUUGCAUCCAAUCCAAGUCUUGGUUGGAGAACCGGAAGUAGGCAUUGGAUUCAAGAAAUAUGUGGUCUUGCCAAAUGAAUCGGAUGUGACAAUGAAGCAAUCCCAAGAAACGAAGGCAAUUGCCAGGAAAGACAAUCUUGGGGUACAAGAUCCUCUUCCUGAAAGGAUCAAGAUUGUUUCUAAGUCUCUUUUUGAUGAUUUGUCCGUUAUAUCCGACAGUUUUGCCUCCAUGGAUUACACUGAUGUUGGAAUCACUAUCCUGCGACCAUACAAGAUUCUUCUCUAUUGCGAAACGAAAAUACGAGAUAGGUUGGCGAAGCUAGAAGAGAAUCAGUCAAGCAAAAAGGAUGAAAGGAAAACAUGUUCACCCCAAAAUGAUGAUGAAACGAUAUCAGCGAGUCAGACAGACAUUCUUCAGCCUGAGAAUACUCAACCGACUAGCAAGCAAGAUGACCAUAUCCCUGGAGAAGGUGAAGGUGUUGACAACAAUGAUAUUAGGGAGGCACUGCAGCUGCGCUGCGUCCUUAAUUUUAUAGAUACCAAGAUACAACCGAAAUUGAAUCUCCUAAAUGGAAACACUUUCCAGGAUAUAUCAUUCAAUGAUCUUUGGCAUCUUUACAAACCAGGCGAUGAAGUCAUUGAUCAAGCCGAGCGACAGGCGUUCCGAGUUAUCCGAGUUGAGACUCCUGUUCACGAUUCCACUCCUUCAUGGGCAAGAAGAUUCUACAAAAAUUCUGAUGAAGAGUCUUCAGAAAAGCCUUUCCAAAUAUAUUGCGUUUACAUUGAUUUUGAUGGGAAGUUUUUGGGCCCAGUAUCCGUCGAAUUUUCUAUCUCGCGGUACGAUGGCGAAAAGCCAAUUAGAUCUCUACCGAUAUUCCCCUUUCGAUUCGCUCGCCAAAAGAUCGAUCGAGAUCAACUCAUUGAGCGUGGUAGGAUGCUUUUGGACAUAACGACCGUUAAAUCUAUGUAUUACAUGGGUAUGACUGUAGAUACCAAAGAUGAGGUGGAUAGCCAGGUGGUAAUCGACUUCAAUGAGGCACUGGCUGAAGAACACCGCAAACACUGGGCUCCGGAUAUUCAACUAGUGACAACAACUGUCGAUAAAAGUACGUCAACACGGGAACAAAACUGUCAAGCCUUGUGUUGUAGGAACCAAUCCGUAUAUGAAGAUGCUCAAGUCGACAGGUACCGUGCAGAAGAUUUUGUUCAAAGCUUACUUCCAGAAACUUCAUCUCAGCACCCAUCUUUGAUGAUAUACCCUCGAACAUUGCAGGAAGUGAUAAGUGGUGGUAAUGAACCAUCCAAAGAUGAACUUGCUAUUAUGACCUUCAGAGUUUUCGGGUUUGUUUUGAGAACCCGGAAGUGGGCCAAACUUGACCUCAAAUAUCUACGUUACGAGAAUGAAGCAAACAACAAAACGGUGCAAACAGCUUUCGAACGUCUCGUCCUUCCCGAAGGUCACAAGGACGUAGUACAGGCAUUGGUUACCCAGCAUUUUCGCGACAAGAAGACAUCCUCUGUUCGAGAUGAGCAAUACGAUCUUGUUCGAGGAAAAGGGAAGGGCCUUAUUAUACUCCUUCAUGGUGCCCCAGGGGUCGGAAAGACUACGACGGCUGAGGGUGUAGCGGAAUCAUUCAAGAGACCUCUAUUUCAAAUUACUUGUGGAGAUCUAGGUACCACCGCACAUGAAGUGGAGAAGGAAUUGGAGAGAAAUUUUGCCCUUGCAAGUCGGUGGGGUUGUGUUCUUUUACUGGAUGAAGCAGAUGUUUUCCUUGCUCAGCGAGAGCGCAAAGACUUCAUACGGAAUGGCUUAGUAGCGGUGUUUCUAAGAGUACUAGAGUACUAUGCGGGUAUACUUUUUCUCACUACGAAUCGAGUUGGCGACUUUGAUGAGGCGUUCGCUUCCAGAAUCCAUAUGAGUUUAUACUACCCGGAGCUCAAUCGAGAGCAGACGGAGAAAGUCUUCAAGCUCAACCUUGAGCUCAUCGAAAGCCGUUUCAAGGCUCAAAAUCGAGAAUUGGAAUUCGACGAUUCCGCUGUUCUAAGCUUCGCAAAACAACAUUACGACGAACACAAACAUGCGCGAUGGAAUGGACGACAAAUUCGCAAUGCCUCACAAACAGCUCUAGCCCUUGCUGAAUUCGAUGCUCUCAACAAAUCUCUUGCCGUGGAAAUUGACAAUAGUACAAAGGUGCAUUUGAAACAGGGUCACUUUACAACAGUUCAGAAAGCAUAUCUAGCCUUUGCAAAAUAUCUCGGGGAAGUCUUCGGUACGGAGGGUGACAAGAGAGCCGAGGAAAACCAACUUCGCGCUCGAGAAGAAUUGAAUCGAUCUUCCAAAGGUCACCAAAAGGAAAACUCGGAGUCAAAAUAUCGCGACACCGAAUUCCAACCCACAAAUCAACACACCAAUGUCAUGUACCAAGGCAACGGAUAUCUUCCUCCCCGGGGUCCCUCACCCUACCAACAAAUGGGCCACGGGCCCGCCCGAGGCGGAUCAUUCGGCGGAGCACAACAAGAGACAUAUAGUUACAAUCAACCAACCAGAUUGGCACCGUCUAAUACCCCCUACAAUCAACCUAGUAUAGUUCACGAAUCUCAUGGAGGACAACAACAUCCAAAUCAAUAUUCGCAGCAAGGAUGGCAGCAAACAGCCCCUCAAACAACUCCCGGUCAGAUCAACGCUAUUCCUCGUCAGAUGCCGAUACCCGUUACUCAAUCACAGCAGGCUAUGUACAAUCAGUCUUACCCUCAAGCACAGGAUGGAGCACAUGCUCAAAUAUCAUCUCGGGGAUCCGAAUAUAGCGAGUUCCAAGAACGUUAAGAAUAUGUUUCAAUUUUCCUGAUAUUUCGAAUUUUGGUUUGCGUCAAAUGCGAUUACGGAAUGGGAUUUAGUGUCAUGAUAACAUCAACUAGGUAACAAUGAAACUGUGAUUUUUUUA